AGAUAUUCUAACAUCAUUUUUUUUCUAUAUAAAAAAGACAAAAUAAAAAGGUAAUCUUAACAAGACACACAUAGAGCAACAUCAUGGUUGACCAACCGAAUAUGCUCGAUAUAAACGAUGAAACAUCUAGUAGAUUAGAUUAGAUUAAUGCACAAAAUGCAAAGCAGGCAGCUCAAGUGAAUCGUCGAUGUGAAACUCCAGAGCAGAAUUUAUCAGUAAUUCUAUUAGCUAAACUGUGUUGUGGUAAGCAAACUAAUUGCAUAACAAAACCACACAUUUUGUUUGGGGUCACCAACAGCACGUCUCCCCCAGCCAGCCCCUUACAUCUCAAAAGCAGUGAUGUGACAGUUAAUCAAGGAGCAUCCUGUGCCGUUCUAGAUCAAACACUACUGAUCUGACAGUGGUCACUAUCCAGGGGCCAAAUUAAGUACCUGAAUUAGUAUAUAUGACUUCUAGUAUACUCCAAGUGCAGAGAUUGGUCAUUUGACUUCUCAUAGUUCUUAUUUUCCUACCUGCUCCUUAGUUCUUACUUAUCAUCACACCUCCAAGGUAGCCACCAUUUGGAAACAGGGUCUUGCAAAUACAUUUGCUACUCAGAUCAAAACUCACCAGAAAAGAAACAUGCAGAGAGAACACCAUUCUUCAUGCAAAAGCAAGGUCAGUAGGCUGGCCAAAUCUUUCUUUGGUAUUGUGCUGCUACUCACCAUGGCCUAUCCUGCCACCUCAUGCAAUGAGCAGGAGAAGAGCUCCCUACUCCAGUUCCUUACUGAACUAUCACAUGAAGAUGGUGUUGCCAUGUCCUGGCGGGAUGGCACAGACUGCUGCAAGUGGGAAGGCAUCACCUGCAAUGAAAGUGGAGCAGUUAUUGAGGUCUCUCUGGCAUCUAGAAGCCUUGAAGGCAGCAUCUCGUCAUCCCUUAGCAAGCUCACCGACUUGUUGCGGCUCAAUCUGUCACACAACUCACUGUCUGGUAACCUGCCAUCAGGACUAAUGUCAUCUGGCAACAUAACUGUUCUUGAUGUGAGUUUCAACCGUCUCAGUGGCACCCUGAAAGAGCCUCUUCUGUCAAUCACCGAGCAUCCAUUGCAAGUACUCAACAUCUCAAGCAACAUGUUUACAGGAGAAUUCCCAUCCACAAUUUGGGAGAAAACAAGAAAUCUUAUUGCCAUCAAUGCAAGCAACAAUAGUUUUCAAGGAUGUAUACCAUCUUCUUUCUGCAUCAGCUCAUCAUCCUUUUCAGUGCUUGACCUUUCCUUCAACCAAUUCAGUGGCAGCAUUCCAGCUGGUUUAGGUAAAUGCUCUGAACUUAGAAUAGUCAAGGCUGGCCACAACCGCCUCAGUGGAUCCCUCUCAGAAGAGUUCUUCAACGCUACAUCAUUAGAGCACCUCUCUUUCCCAAACAAUGGUUUGCAUGGAUUACUUAAUGGUGCACACAUAAUGAAGCUUAGAAAUCUGGCUAACCUUGAUCUUGGAGGUAAUAUGCUAAAUGGCAAGAUUCCGGAGUCCAUAGGCCAGCUCAAGAGGCUGUUGGAGCUCCAUUUGAACAACAAUAACAUGUCCGGGGAGUUGCCAUCAGCUCUAAGCAAUUGCACAAAUAUCAUAAUGAUUGACCUCAAGAGCAACAACUUUAGUGGAAAGCUUCAGAAAAUCAACUUCUUCAACCUGCCCAAUCUACAAGCAUUAGAUCUUCUGUACAACAACUUCACUGGCACAAUUCCAGAAAGCAUAUACUCAUGCAGCAACCUAAUUGCAUUGCGGCUAUCCAGCAACAACUUACAUGGGCAGCUCUCACCGAGAAUAAGAAAUUUGAAAUCUCUUGUUUUCCUGUCACUUGGUGCCAACAAUUUUACAAAUAUUACUAAUACACUUCAUAUCCUGAAGGACUGUAGGAAUCUCACCACCCUACUUAUCGGGACCAGCUUCAAGGGUGAGGCCAUGCCACAAGAUGAAAUAAUUGAUGGUUUUCAGAAUCUUCGGGUUCUUUCCAUAACUGAUUGCUCGUUGUCAGGGAAUAUACCUCUCUGGCUAUCAAAGCUCAAGAAUUUGGAGAUGCUAUUUUUGAACAGGAAUCAGCUCAGUGGGUCAAUACCAGCCUGGAUCAAAAACUUAAAUUCACUUUUUCACCUGGACCUAUCACGUAAUAACCUUACAGGGGAGUUACCAACAGCUUUGACAGAGAUGCCAAUGCUAAGAACAGAAACGGCUACAGCCCAUAUGGAUUUGAGGGCAUCUGAGUUUGAGCUUCCUCUUUAUUUAGAUCAUUCAUUUCAAUACCGGAUAGCCAGUACUUUCAAAAAAACACUGGAUCUUGGUCGGAAUAACUUAACAGGUGUCAUACCGCAGGAGAUUGUUCAGUUGAAAUCGCUUGAGAAGCUCAAUUUCAGCUUCAACAGCUUGUCAGGAGAGAUUCCACAGCAGCUCAGCAAGCUUACAAAUCUGCAAGUGCUAGACUUGUCUAGCAACCAUUUAACAGGUGCAAUCCCAUCAGCACUGAGCAACCUGCACUUCCUCUCUGAAUUCAAUGUUUCUCAUAAUGACCUGGAAGGGCCUAUCCCGAGUGGAGGCCAGCUUAGUACAUUUCCAAGUUCUAGCUUUGAUGGGAACCCAAAGUUAUGCGGGAUUAUAGUUGCUAAACUCUGUGGCUCGGUUGAAGCACCUACAGUAUCUGUUCACUCCCCAAAAAAAAUGAACAAAAUGGUCGCCUUUUUUAUUGCUUUUGGGCCUUUCUUUGUUGUAGGGGUGCUGUAUGAUCAAAUAGUUUUGUCAAGGUAUUUUGGUUAGUCUCUGUUUACAUGUGAGAUUAUGUUGAUCUUUGAUCUUAGUGCUAA
Messenger RNA from Sorghum bicolor (sorghum), 2828 nucleotides. RefSeq names its product receptor-like protein 2. Gene Ontology annotation, molecular function: protein binding. The transcript has a single exon. The coding region runs from base 622 to 2781 and encodes 719 amino acids. Lineage: Eukaryota; Viridiplantae; Streptophyta; Magnoliopsida; Poales; Poaceae. The record is from RefSeq and is a predicted model, not a curated record.